This is a messenger RNA of Chara braunii, 2865 nucleotides long. The record is from the annotation of a GenBank genome assembly. Lineage: Eukaryota; Viridiplantae; Streptophyta; Charophyceae; Charales; Characeae.
GCGUGGUUUGGCGUGCCGUGCAGAGUCAGUACUCUACAACGGCGGAGUUGAGCGGCUGUCCCGCGCACGGGAGCAAGGCUACGCAGCGCUCGCACACCCCUGCCGCUUCUGUUUGCUCGCUUGUUCUCUCGCUAUCGUGGUGGUGUCCCCUGUGGGUGUGUGCUCGUGUAUCUCAGAAGAUCGGCUCGAGGGGUGCCGCUCCCGCGCGAUGUCUGCGGGCAGUGUGGGGGCAGAGUGGGAGACAUGACGAGCCACGCAGCCGCACAGGCAGCGAGGCCUGAGCGCUAGCGUGGUGUCGAUGAUGCUGGAAGGGGGCAGCGCGCAGGAGGCCCAGCUCGCUGAAUCGGCGGGGUCGGCAGUACUGUGUGGGAGCGGGGCAGGAGCCGGGACUGCUGUAGGGGGGGAAGGGGGGGGGGGAGGCGGAGCGAAUUCCAUAGACACUCAGCGGAACACGACCAGUCCGCGAGACACGGUGGUGGUUGUGGGUUCGAGCCUCCCCCCCCCGGCUCGGGUGGGACAGUCUCAUCCCACCGAGCCUUCACGAUUCUCCCUCCCUCUCCCUCUCCCUCUUCCUCACCCUCACCCUCACCCUCACCCUCACCAUCUUCCUCCAUCUCUCCCUUCUCCCCAUCCUCUCCCUGAUUCUGCUAUUGAUCUCUCCAACGGCACCAAACAUUCCUCUUUCAGCAGCUCCAACAAGUCUCCCUCUUCUUUUCCCUCUCCCUCCCCCUCCCCCUCCCCUACUCUCACCACAUCUACCAUCUCCCACACCUUUAGCAUUGGCUGUCCUGCUUCCUCGCCUGUUGCCGCUUCUGCUGGCACUCAUACCCUCGUCAGCAUUGACCGUCCUCAUUACUCCACGUCGGACAUGAUCCAUUUCGAUGGCAUGCAGGUAGGGUUUCCGUCUUCAGGGGCCGUGCGGGGCGGAACUGGCAACAGCAGCGCAGCGUGGACGUCUAGGAGACUCGCCGACAUAGCCGCAAAGGAGAGAGACGUGCGAGGCGUCGACCAUUCUCAGGAUCCAGACAUGCCCGGUGCAUCUCUCUGUGCUCUCUCGCCGACAGAUAGCAGCAAUAAGAUCAUUCAGGAAAUGCAGGCACUGAAGGGCGAGGUCAGAGCACAGCGAGAGGAGACAUUGGCACUACGGCUGCAGAUCAAGGAGCUAUGUGACUUGAUGAGAUCUCCCCGCUUUGUCCAUAGCUCGCUUAGCAUGGCUGCAGGAAACCCUCAUGGAGCGGUAGGAGGUGCGCAGGCUGGAUAUGGCCCUGCAAUCACAGCCGCAGCGGUGGCUGCGCCGGCUAAUAUGCUGUCGUCUGUCACAGUUGCUAGCUCUGCAGUGGCAGCUCCGCCGGGUGGGAUUGCGGGACCUGGUAAAGUGGUCCCUUCACAUCCACACCAACAGCAACAGCAGCAGCAACAGCAGCAGGCGGGGAUGCUUGCAAUCAGUCCAUCCGUUGUUGCUGCAGCGAUGUCCUCGGCGUCGGGGUCAGGGGCGGGAGCUCCAGUCAUGCAGGUGGCAGCAGGGUCGCCAAUUGGCGCAGCACUUCAUGGUGGGAUGAAUGCGGCAUGCGGGGGAAGGAAUGGACCUUCAGCAGGACCACAGCACCAGUCUGCACUCUGUGCCGUGUCUCAGCCAGCUACACAUCAGCAGCAGCACCACCACCACCCGCAUCAUCAACAGGCACAGGUUUUACCCUCUCAACAUCAGCAACCGCCGCAGCAGGGUCAGAUGAUGGUCAUGAAUGGAAAUCGGCAUCAACAAGGAAUCACUCCAGUGUACCAGAUGGUCCGGACACUGAAGACGGUCUCGGAGGUCUGGAGGGAAUACAAGGUUGGUUUGCAGGCCAACAAGCCAGCGGUGGAGAUGCUGGAACUGAGGCAGAAGAAUGAGGAGGGGUUUAAGUGGAGGGACAGGAAGGAGAGCAAAUGGUUCUCCCGACAGAUGAGGAUCAUUCGGGCGAUCGAGGGGAAAGCGAAGGAGCUUGGGGACUUUGAGAAGUCGGUCACCUUCUGGCAAGACAUCGUAGAUCAGGAGUUCAAGGGAAACUUGGGAGAGUUUAGGGAGGCGUUGGCAGACCAAAGGCAUCAAAGCUACAAGAAAAGGCGGCAAGAUGGAGAGGAAGGUACGUCAACACUUGACGGUGUGGAUGAUGAUGAUGGGGAUGCUCUGGACGAGCAGUCCUUGCAGCAGUCUGAGAGACAAAGGAAGAGGAAGAUGAAAUUGCAGUAUGCUUUGCAGAAGCGACAGCAUUAUAGUGGGACAUGAUGAUGGCUGAACUCUUUUUUCCUGUUCCCCUACCUCUGCCCAAUCUGUUCUUUGUAAUCCAAAUGUCUGCACUGUAGUGUUACCUUUGUGGCAUUGACACAAACCUGUUUGUUAUUGCUGCCUGCCGUGACCACACGCCCAUUUCUGAACUCAGUAGCAUGAUAGAAAAUGCUCCAAGCGGGAUUGUUCUUUUCAGCCAUGUCGUGUAGAAUGGAAGGGUGGGGUCAGUCAUGGUCCUCACCAAUUUCUCCCUCCGAGACUCCUGUCUCUUCCAAAGAGUUUCAUGAUUUUGGCCACCCAUGCUUUCCUGGCCCCGGCGACAUUGUGGCUAUGCACAUUCAUAGAGGGCAUAGUGGGCUGGAUAUACACUAUGCUGAAAGUGGGGCCUCAAGGGUGUCCUUGCGCUAUAGGCGGAAGGUGUAUAAUGAGUACACAUGAUUAGUUUGUCUACAAUUCUUCUUGUCCAUGAGGUAAGUCAGGAGAAUUCAGUUUAACUCAGGCCCGUUAUGUAGGAUUUAGACUGGCUGAGGCACAUCCCUCCUCCUUUAGGUCUAGGACAGGGGGUUGUGAGCUUGCCGUCUCCUGCAUCUGGAACAGAC